AUGGGUAAUUCUGACAUCUCACAGGUAAAGGCGCUAACUUUCGAUGUUUUCGGCACUGUGGUGAACUGGCGCGACAGCAUCAUACGCGAGGGUGUGAAGUUGGCGAAGGCGAAGGGGCUGGAUGUGGACUGGCCCGUGUUUGCGGACAGGUGGCGCGGCGGCUAUGGCCCGUCUAUGGAGCGGGUGAGAACCGGCGAUCUGCCGUGGACGAACAUCGACACUUUGCAUCGCAUGAUUCUGGACGAGUUGCUGGAAGAGUUCGGGAUUACGGGGCUGUCAGAGGAUGAGAAGCAAGAUUUCAACAAGGCGUGGCAUAGGCUCGACCCGUGGCCGGACUCUGCGCCGGGACUGACGCGGCUGAAGAAGGGGUAUGUCAUCACCACGCUGUCGAACGGCAAUGUUGCGCUGCUGACGAAUAUGGCGAAGUGGGGCGGGCUGCCGUGGGACUGCAUCCUGUCGGCGGAGCUGUUCAAGCGGUACAAGCGCGACCCUAAGGUGUAUCAGGGCGCGGCGAAGCUGCUGGGACUGCCGAACGAUCAGGUGAUGAUGGUUGCGGCGCACAAGUUCGACCUGAAGUCGGCGCAGGAGGCGGGGCUGAGGACAGCAUUCGUGCCGCGACCGGGGGAGCAUGGGCCGGAUGUCGAGAUUGACACGACGAACGAGGACUGGCUGGAUGUGUACGCGACGGACUUCAAUGACCUGGCGGUGAAGCUGGGGGUGUAG
This is a messenger RNA of Geodia barretti, 723 nucleotides long. NCBI's taxonomy places the organism in Eukaryota, Metazoa, Porifera, Demospongiae, Tetractinellida, Geodiidae. The record is from the annotation of a GenBank genome assembly.